AUGAAGCCUUCAACAUUCGCACUGUGCACAGUGCUGUGCUCUCGGGUGCUCGGUCACCCCUAUACCUCUGAAACCAUAUGGAUUCCAGCCACACCGACAUCCCUAGAGGAGUUAUGGGUAGUCCCAGAGCCGACUGAGGUAGCCCAUCUGUACGGCAAACGUGGAUAUGGCGAGAUCCUCCAAGCCAGAGAUACCACUGCAACAACCGACUCUACUACAUCCACAGACACCACAACCGAUACAACCGAUACAACCACAUCAGAGACACCUACUUCAACAACGACAUCUACGACCGCAACCUCCACAUCGGAAACAUCUACCACUACCUCCUCGACAUCCACAACUUCCACAUCUACAACAUCCACGUCUACAGCCUCCACAUCGACAACAUCUACAUCUACCAGCUCAACUACUAGCUCAAAUACCACCAGCUCCUCAACGACAACCACUAGCGCCUCGACAACGACAAGUACGUCAUCUGCAACUGCAACGAGCAGUUCCACCGCGGAGCUGGAUGAAUGGAACCGCAGGGGUAACAUAGCAGCAAUUGUAUUUGGCUGUUGUAUGAUCUCUCUAUUUGGAGGCCUUAGCCUGCUUUAUUGCUUACGCAAUAAAGCAAAGGCCAAACGAAUUGCGGCUAGAAAAGAACUGGAGGCCAGUCCGUCGUACUCGAAGCUACCCCUUGUGGCCGCGAAACACAAUUCCGCCACUGAUUUUGAGCUUAACCGCUCCUCCAUGAUGUUCAACAACAAGCCGGAGACGGAAUACUUCCCAGCGCAAGGUGCCCCAUCAGUUCCAGAGUAUCAAAGUCACAGUCACACUACCUCCACAACAUCUCAGACUACAGCGGGUCAAUCAUCUACUAGGGAACACAUGCCGCGAGCAUACAGCAAUGAUCAGCACACACCUUUGGGAUCUUACGAAAAGAUGAAUGCACCAGGUUCGUUUGCUCGGGGUUUCAUUCCUGGAAAGUUGCUCGUUUUUUUCUCCCAUCUUCUACCCGCUAGAGCGAAGAUCAGAUACAAGAGUGGAGGCCAAAAAUUGCAAAGGUGA
Molecule: messenger RNA, 1053 nt
Organism: Penicillium hordei
Lineage: Eukaryota; Fungi; Ascomycota; Eurotiomycetes; Eurotiales; Aspergillaceae
Exons: 3
Coding region: 1-1053 (350 amino acids)
Source: RefSeq, a predicted model, not a curated record